CCGCUAGUGGUUAUUUGAAUAUUGGUGCGAUUUAUCACAUUUCCAAAACAUGCAUGCCUUUUCAACGUGUUUACGUGUUUACAUUGCUUCCUUGCUAAAAUGAUAAAAAGACCUUCACCAAAUGAAAAUGAAGAGGAUAUAUUAAAAUUUCAAGAAGAAUACUUUACCUCUCAAGAAAAACCUUCGGUUACCAUUCAUUCUAAAGUAAAUUCAUCAUCAAAAAAGUAUCAAACUCAACAAGAUGACACUAAAAAUCGAGAUGUAGUGGAUUUAGGAGAAGUGAAACAAACUACAAAGGUAGAUACACAUAUAAGAGAAGGAAGGAGAUUUAUGUUGAAUGAGAAGGAUUUUGAUGCUGCCCAAUCUUUGCAUGAAAAAGAUAAAGACCAUAUUGUUGAUGUUUUAACACAAAUCCAGGAACAUGAGGUAAAAAAGCCUUACAAUUUCUCGGCCGGUUACUAUAAAACAGGAUUUCCGCUAGCACCAAAGUUAAAUAGAGAUCAAUUGAGUUGUGAAAGAAGAACUUAUGAUGGUUCUUCUAAGAAGAAAUCUCUUUUUGCACAGCAAUUCAAUACUUUCAAAAGACAAGAAAAGUUAGGAAAAAAACAAAGCGAACCUGCAGCAUCGUCAUCAGCCGAUUAUUCUCCUAAUAUUAGCAGUAAAGAAAACCAUUCUUCUAUUGUUAAUGUUGACAUAAAAAAGGACCCAAUGUAUGAAACGAUACAUGAAGAAAAUAUACAGAGGUUAAAAGAAAUGGGUGAACAGAAAAUUUUAGAAGAAAAAGCUAAUUUAGCUUCUUCUCUGGAUCCAAAGCUGUUGUCAUUUCUACGUAAGAGAGCUGAAGAAAAGCAGAAUAAUAUUAAAAUAAACAACACAGACUCUGCAAAAGCAUCAGACACUGAAGAAAAUAAAGAUGUGGGUAAAAGAAAUGCUGAUUCAGAGCCAACACAUCAAAAUGGUGAUGUUAAGUCACUUGAAGUUGACCCCUAUGUUGAAUUCAACAUAAAAAAAGAUUAUGUGCAUAUGUCUGAUGUGGAAAAAGAAAAAUUAGCUUGGAUGACAAAAAUUCCCUCUGUUAAAUUAAAAGAGGACAGUGUAAUACCUAGGUUUGAUUUUGAUGGAAAUCUCCUGAUCAUUGAACCAUCUUCUAUCGAGACAGAAUAUCCCAUAUCCAGUGGUCUUUAUCACCACGGCGAUGAUCCUCAACUUCCAGGUUAUACCUUACAAGAACUGUAUCAUAUGGUUAGAUCCAAUUUUCAAUCACAACGGAUACUAGCUCUUCAAAUGCUGGGAAGAAUAAUAAAAAAUUAUCAUCAACAAACAUACCAUGGCAAACUGACAGAAGAUUUAUUAAACCAAUGUCUUAAUGCUGGUUUGAUAUUUAUUCUGCGAUGGUCACUUGAUGAGCAAGCUGAGCAAAUAUAUAGUGCCGCCGUGGCUGUUUUGGCAAAUGUUGUUUAUGUUAAAAGUGACAUGGAUAUGAUUGAAAAUGUUAUGUAUGCCGAGGAAGGAUACAAGAUUCCUAGCUUAUGUACAUUUUAUAAGAAGAAAAGGGAAGAAAUGACGCAAGAGGAAAAAGAGCAAGACCGUGACUUAACAGAUGCUGAAAUAAUGCAAGCAGAUGUUGUUAAGGGCCUAAUCCAAAUUCAAACCCUUCCACGCCUACGUUACAUCAUGGAAGUUCGCGAACCAUCUGACAAUUGCAUCAAGAAUUGCUUGUUUGUGUUGACCAGGAUUGUCCUGCACAAUAAAGAAACUGCUUAUGAAGUAUUCAAGUGUUCAAGGCUGAUCGAAGUCAUCUUUAAAAUACUUAGCAAUAGCAGCACAAUAUCGAGCAAACAAACUUACAAAGUACAUGCUUUGCGUUUUCUAAAAUUUAUUUGCAUUGCUGGAAAACACAUGGCGGCUACCUUGCUCUCCACUUAUAAACUUGAGGAUGUUUUGUCAUCAACAUUUUCUUUAAGUGAUAACCUCACUAACAAGUCAACAGUUGAAAGUUUUGUACAAACUUGCCAAGUGUGGAGAAUAUUGUUGCUGCAUGGAUUAUCAACAAAUUUAGCAAAGAAUUUGUACCCAAUCAUCAUAAAUCAUUUGCAGCAAAUAUCGAUAAACUUCAAAAGGUUUGAUGAUAAAUCUGUGGCUAGUUUGAUUACUGUCAUUGACGCAAUAUUCUGCAGUGCUAUAGAUGGUUGCUUUGACAUGACGAUUAUUGAUGGUUUGUUUGAAUUGAUUUUGCAUUGCGUUAAAACUGUGCAGAAGGAUUUAUUCGAAUAUAAAAAGGUGACAUAUCCUUUCUUUCUAUCUUCAUUGCUGGUGUGUUGUUCAUCUUAUUAUUCUGCUAAAAAUAACAUGGUAUUACAAGUCAACCCAAUUUUACUGCUGGACGAAGUUGAAAACUUUUGGACUUCCCACAUGCAACCAAUCCUAAAGUCUCCAUUUCUUAACAUACUCUUUGAUGAAUUAAGAGUGUAUUCAGAUUUCAAAACAAUGAAGAAGAGAGAUGUUUUGCAUCACCCUCCUCCAGACUGUCUUCCCACAUUUGGCACUAGCUAUCUACUUGCUUCUGGAGGUUUCACUUUUGAACCAACCAUUAUAUUGAUGCAAGCAAUUCUAAAAUUGAGUUUGCAGCUGAUAAAUAUAAAUAAAAAUCUAAUUUCCCAAGCAGCCAGCAUUCUUACAUCAGCAGGAAGUGUUGCGUUCAUCACUUUCAUUCAAAGCUCUUCACAUGUAAAGCGAAGUGACAUUCUACUAACGACACGUAUGGAGUUGUUGAUCAUUUCGCAUAUGUUAGAGAUAUUUCAACUUGUGGGUGAAAAAUUAGGAUAUGCGAUGUUCGGUAGUGCAGUUGUGGAAUCCUUCCAACAAGUUGCAUUCUGUUUGCUGUCUUGGCUACAACCUGGUGAUGAGCAGCAUGUCGUGACAUUGUAUCAGAAGAUUAUAUUUAACUCUAAGAUUUUCAAGAAGCAGAAUUAUAUACUUUGGGUUGCUGAACAUUGUGACAACAAUGUGGAAGAAAUAAUGAAGCAGCAGCUUUCUGUUUCCAGAAACAAUCUAAAGCACAUUGGUAGCAUGUAUGAGACAGUCCUGCUGAGAGCUGAGAGAUUUCAAAAGAAGGGAUUGACUUCGUAUAUGACAGCAUCAAGGACGGAACAGCUUAUACCAACCGAUUGGAUGUUUCUUCCCAUUGUUCAGCUGUACAAUUCUUCAAUGAAACUUGAAUCUUCUGGUGGAAUAAUUUCAACGGCUAGUGAAGCAUCUAUUGCUACUUCGAAACGUUGUCUACAGUUUAUCUUGCUGUUGGAAGUGACGAAGUCAUCUGUACUUGCGAACAUUGACGAGACUUUGAGAUUGACAAGAUUAUUGUGUUUAUUUUUAACAGAGGGAUGUUUGUUCAACGAGGGAGAGUUAAAAGAUGUAUUGUUAUGCUUGUUGGUGACAUAUUCUUCUCCAUCAUUUCAAUCAUACUUGAACUUCGAAACAACAAUUCCUGGUGUCACCUCUUUCUACGACAUAUACUGUUCUUUGCUCGACCAGUAUCUUUCUUCUUCAUUUGGUGAUUAUACCUUUGCGAACUUCAUCUUAUUUCCGAUACAACUGCGGCAUGAUGUUAAAUUUCGAAGAGCUGUAUGGACGGAAUAUUGCGAAGUUCUAAGACAAUUUCCAAUACCGUUAACGCAGGUUACAUGUGACAUCAAAAGAUUUCUUGCAGCAGAAGAAGAGAAUUUUGAAAUGGUCAGGUUGUACUUUAAGGCGCUUAUUACAAAGAAAGUCAGGCCCACAUGGUGCCCUGUUUUUUAUCUGAUUGCUGUCCAUCAUGUGAACCAGUUCAUAUUUGGUGACGAGAGAAAGAAUAUGGAUGGCAAAACUGACCAAAGUGGAGACAUUGAAAAAGCUAGAACGGAUUUCUUAGACGAAAUACUAACCUUAAAUAACCAGGAAUGUAAAGACGAUGUGAUAACUUAUCAAUGUUUUGACUUCAACUCACCAAGAGGUAUAUCAAAGUUUACCCAUCUUCCGCCAUCAAGAGAAUUAUUGUUACGGGAGCGCGGCGUCUCGAUGUCACAGCGGUAAUUGUUGUUACGAGAGCGCAGUGUGUCGAUGUUACCGCGAUAAUUGUUGUUACGAGCGCGCAGUUCCUUGCUUUCAUAUCCAUAAUUAGAAUCUUUCCUCUUCUUUGGCGAUCUACACUUGUCCGAAGAAUAAUGUUUACAUUCGUGGCAGUUAUAAACAGUGGAAAAUGACGUUUCUCAGAAGACGCAUCUGAACUGGUAUGUCAACAACACACCGUGGGAGCAACUCAUUAGAAGGGAUGUGAACACACGUGAUAUUUUCGCAUUCAAAUUGUUUACGUUCGUAAGGAUAGGGUUAAGCUAUCCUAUAGAUUCAAAAAUGAAACAGUAACUCUAAUGGGAUGUAGUUAUACAAGAGAUUCUAUAAUUCUUAAAACAUUUUGAACUAA
Messenger RNA from Hydractinia symbiolongicarpus, 4459 nucleotides. RefSeq names its product RNA polymerase II-associated protein 1-like. Gene Ontology annotation, cellular component: nucleus. The record is from RefSeq and is a predicted model, not a curated record. Gene Ontology annotation, biological process: transcription by RNA polymerase II. NCBI's taxonomy places the organism in Eukaryota, Metazoa, Cnidaria, Hydrozoa, Anthoathecata, Hydractiniidae. The transcript has 26 exons. Bases 100 to 4071 code for a protein of 1323 amino acids.